Zophobas morio is the source of this 1009-nucleotide messenger RNA. RefSeq lists its product as uncharacterized. The record is from RefSeq and is a predicted model, not a curated record. Bases 388 to 852 code for a protein of 154 amino acids. The transcript has 5 exons. Lineage: Eukaryota; Metazoa; Arthropoda; Insecta; Coleoptera; Tenebrionidae.
GGUAAUUUUGUGUGGUUACAGUGCCAGAAACGGGAAAAUAGAAAGUUUAAGACUGGUCCAUGCUGCGGCCACUUGGUUUACGUCAUCAAAACAGUCCUCUAAUUUUCCGGCCAUUCACUAGAGGCGCCAGUGUCGAAUUUUUAAAAAUGGCGCUUAUAACCACGUGUUUCUCAACCAAUCACCAGUACUAGCUUAUUACUACCACGUGCCGAAUUCUCCAUGCUCAUUUCCUGAGCUCACUUUUAUUUGAAAUCUCGAGUUCUGAGGUUGUGUUCACGUGAGUGUUCUGUGGUGUUCAUUGUGUUUAUUUAUUUAUUUAUUUAUCUACAAAUUUGCGAUAAAUAAUUUUAUCAUUCCGUGUGGGAAUUAGUUUUACUACGUAUUAUUAUGUAUAAUAAAAGCCGUAAGUGUUGUGUACCUGGAUGCAGAUUUGAAGGUACUGAACGUUUUCGUUUGCCAAAUCCUCGCAAGGAGGAAGCAAUGUUACGAACAUGGAUCAGCAUUAUCGGCGGCGAUCUUUUGCAAAUGUCGUUGGAAGAUAUUUACAACAAGAAAAGAAUUUGUAAGUGUCAUUUUACUGACAAUUAUUUUAAUCCAGGGUGCAAGGGUCUUUUACGAACAGCUGUACCAACUUUGUAUGUCCCAAUGUGCAUGAAAGACACCGAAAAACGUACUUUUGAUGAUGCCUUUGUGGAAGAAUCAUCAUUUUCCGUGUGUACUCCUUCAGCAAAGAAAAUUGCUACCGAUGUUACAGUGGACAUUGUAGAUCCUAAUUUGGAAAAUGCUGCUGUAGUUAUUUUUAACACUUGUCGUUUGGUGUUUAGGCGAUCGCUUGUGGUUUAUUUGGUGUAAGAGUAUGUAACCACGUGGUGAAAAUAAGGCUAGAUUAAAUUUAGUUUGUAAUUUUAUAAAAUAGCAAUUGUUUAAACGAAAAUUAUAAGCGUAAUUAAUUCCUAUCUAAUGAUUUUCUAAUCUCAAAUGUUGUGAAGUUUCGCCGAUGUCAACACGU